Molecule: messenger RNA, 2241 nt
Organism: Sordaria macrospora k-hell
Lineage: Eukaryota; Fungi; Ascomycota; Sordariomycetes; Sordariales; Sordariaceae
Source: RefSeq, a predicted model, not a curated record
AUGCGCCUUCUCAAUAUUGAGACACUUCAACUUGAGCUGUUUGACGGUGGUCCGAAAUGUGCAUACGCCAUUCUUUCUCACACCUGGGGUCAGGAGGAAGUGUCCUUCCAGGACAUGCAGGACCUAGCAAGGACACUAGGAACGACAUCAACAUUUGUCGAUAACGGCUAUUACACAGCAUCGUCAUCAAGAACCAAUACCGGAACGAGUGGACCUGUCGACUUCGGACACCACGGAGCGACAAACUACCACCCCGUCACUUCAAAGAAGGGCUACUCCAAGAUCCUGGGAUGCUGCGCGAAAGCUCGCACUGAAGGCUAUCGUUACGUCUGGAUAGAUACCUGCUGCAUCGACAAGUCCUCCAGCGCAGAGCUAUCCGAAGCCAUCAACUCCAUGUUCAAGUGGUAUCACGAUGCCGAGGUCUGUUACGCCUACCUCAGCGACAUAAGUCUUCCGGAAGUAAUACCACAGCACCAAUCACCGUAUCUGGACCAUCCGAUGUCAGACGGUGGUGGUAGUGGCGGCGGCGGCGGUGCGAUGUCCACCACGGAUGAGAUAGAAGAGCUCCUUCACGGAAGCAAGUGGUUCGCGCGUGGCUGGACGCUCCAAGAACUGAUAGCUCCGUCUGACGUCGUCUUUUGCGAUCACUCGUGGCGAGAGAUUGGCACGCGCGAGUCACUCAGCGACGACAUUGCCGCUAUCACGGGCAUCGAUGCUGGGCUGUUACGGAUGGAGAGGAAGCUAGGCGAGUUUAGUGUCGCGCAGCGGAUGUCGUGGGCAGCGGCAAGACGGACUACUAGGGUCGAGGACGAGGCGUAUUGCCUGAUGGGACUGUUUGAUGUCAACAUGCCGCUGCUGUAUGGAGAAGGACAAAAGGCCUUCAAGAGGCUCCAGCUGGAGAUCAUGAGGCAGUGUUACGAUCCUAGCAUACUCGCUUGGGCUAGCUCGGACUCGUAUGCAGUUAUCGAAGGGGUGCUGGCUCAGUCGCCGAGUAUGUUCGAGAGUUGUGGGGGGAUUACUUGGAACGCUGCUGAUGGGAUUGCGGGUGAUGACUAUAACGCUGGUGGUGCUCACCAGCCCAACAACUUCUACCACGAGAUAAUUGGGUCCUUUCUUCUGAAGAUGCGUGUUCCGAUAUCAGAUUUCAACGCCCGACAUACCGAGGAACAUAUAGUCUAUAGAUCCUACUGGGACGUCUUCGGCUCUCUUGACGACUCCAUAGUUCACGUCAAACCUCCCACUCUAGGAGAAUUAUCCGACGACAUUGAGGGUACCACUGCCGGUCUAAUAUACUUCCCUCGCCGCAUCGAAGAGUUCGAAUCUUCCUACCUCCACGACAGCCGGUUCCGCUCCUUCAACUACUCUUUCCUCAAACACAAAGUCAAAGACAUCAUGCUCGUUCCUCUCUUCGGCUGCACAGUCUUCUCACCAGCUUCCACCACGAAUGUGCGAUACACAGUAGGCAUAACCUUCUGCACCGACUCAGCCGGCCACUUCAAGCGGGUUCACUUCCCUUCACGCUUCCUCAUUCCUCCAUCGGACCUGCAGCACUUCUUUACACCCCCCGAACCACCUCCAUUGGAAUACAUCCAACAUGGACAUGAAAACGGCAGCCGUGGUCGGAACAGCUACCUCACCCUCCACCUCUCCCUAACAGGCACCGAGAUCCUUCUCCGCCCUCCCGUCCCCAAAUGGGCCCGCUGUCUAGUCCGCAUCCCUCCUUCCCUCCUCCCCCAAACAUCAGAAACUACUACUUCCCUAUCACACCCUCCCAUAUCAAUCUCAACCAUCCAAGCUCACAACCCAUCCACUUCUACCCCCUUCUCCAUCUCCCUCGCCUCCACGCCGAACCUCAUCCCUUCCUCUUCCUCUUCUUACUUCUCCUCCGCCUCCUCCGGUUUUUUCACCCCCACAAUAGCAACAUCCGGCCACAACCCUAGUCACAACCUCGAGGCAACAACCCACCACACGCUCCCCUGGUCCCUAACCCACACCAUACCGCCCCAAGCCGACGACGGUUCCGGCUGCUGGUACCUCGACCGCUGGUCCGAAGUCACCGACCGCGCUGACUUCAGCCAGCAGCCGUGUUUUAGCCUGCACAAGGCAGGGGUGCCGCGGGCGUUGGCGUUUCGACACGGUAUCGAUCCGGGGUUGGGGUUCUUGUUGGUUUUUUGGGUUGUGAGAUCAAGUGGGAAGGGGGCGGAUGAACAGUGGCUUGAGGUUACCGUACUAAAAAAAUGA